CUUUUGCAUAAGAGGAAUUUACACAGUAUUUUAUUUGUAUUAUUUUUUAUUUAAAAAUAAGACAAUGAUUAAUAUUACAUAUUAAAAUAUAUAGUGCACUUGUUAUAAAAUUGAAUUAUUAAAAAAUGUUUAUAAAAUAAAAUAAGAACUAGUUUUAACUAGUUUAUUUUUCUAAUAACUUAGAAAAAAUAGACAAUAACCACAUUGUUUUCACACAGGUGUAAAAAAAAAUUCUUGCAAUGAAUUUUUAUCCAAACGAAUGUUUUAUUUGCAAGACAAAAAAAAAUCUACGACAAUGUACACGAUGUCAAAUGAUUUCAUAUUGUGGCAAAAAACAUCAGGAUGAACAUACAAAUCAUAAAGAAUUAUGUAAAGCAAUUGUUGAUCAAACAAAAAUAAUGAAAGUCAUUCAUCUUUAUGAAAAAUUUCAUAAAUCAAAUAUCAAUGAUUGGUGUAAAAUGAAAGAAAAUUUUCAUCAAAUAUUUGAAAAUAAACUUGGACGUUCAUUAUCAUUGAAUGAAAUUCAAAUGUUAUAUUUUCCACGUUCAUGUUUUAUUUGUCAUCAAUCGAAACAAGAAUUACUCAUUAAUUGUCCAAAUUGUCCAUCAUUAAGUUAUUGCAAUGAACAUAAAGAUUUACGUCAACAACAUAUUAAUGAAUGUGGUAUUUUAAGUCGUACACAAAAUUUUGAUUCAAAAAAAAUUAAAAUUCAUGAAAUUUUAAAAAUUGCACAAUUAAUUGUUGAACGUAUUUUUUUCGAUGACAAUAAUAAAAUGCCAAAUCAACCAAAAUCAAUGGCACAAUUAUUACAACAUUAUCCAAAACCAACAAUUGAUAUAAAUGAAUUGACAAAAAUUUCCAUCUCUGAUAUAUUAACAUAUCCAUUGACAAUAUAUAAUGGAUUUUAUAAAUUAAAAUUUAUAACAAUGGAAAAAUUGACAAUUUUUUUACAUCAACAAUUACAAGAAAUAAAUGAAAUAUUAUGGGAAAUUAUUUUACAUCUUAUGCAAGAUUUAAAAAUAUUACAAAUUAUUAUUCACGGCUCGAAUGAUAAUGUGAAAAUUAUUGACACAUGCAAUAAUUGUAAGAGAAAUAAUAAAAAAUUAAUAAUAAUAACAAUGAAGAAUUAUGAAAAAUCAUUAAUUAUAUCUGAUGUGAUUGUUAAUUUUUGUUUUGACAAUCAACAAGACACGUCGAUAAAAAUGAAACGUAUGGAAAAAAUUGAUGAAAAUAAUAUUAAUCUUUAUCAAUUAUCUAAAUGUCCAAUUAUUUAUUCUGGUUAUAAAGAAAUUGAGAUAAUUCGCAAAAAUUUAGAAAUUGAUUUAUCAAAAAUUAUUAUUCAUUAUGAUGGUGUAAAUAAAUUUUGUAGUUUACAACAAAGACGCGAUUGUCGAACGGAAUUAAAUUAUGUGAUUAAUUCGAAUAUGUUAAUAUUUCAAUAUACACAAAAUUCUCACGAUAAUACAAAUUUAGUGAAGAAAUAUAGAGAUGAAUUUUUGAAUGAUAUGAAAACAAUGGAAAUUAUUGAAAAUAAAGAAAUUAAAGAAAAAAUCACAAAUUCACCAAAUGAUGAAUUGAAUUUAAAAGAAAAUAAAAUUGACAAAAAAUUAACAAUUGAUAGUGAAAAUAAAACAAAAGUAAUUUUAAUGAGAAAAACUGAUGCAAUACAUUUAUCAAUAAAUGAAAAUAAAAAAAUUGUUUCAUUAACAGAAAAAAAAAUGGAAAUUUCAUUAGAAAAGAUUGAUUUAGCAAUAAUGAAAAAAUUAUCAAAAAAAACUGAAGAUCAGAAAGUAAAUCAAAUACAAAAUACACCUGAGAAUUUAUUAAAAAUGAGGAAUAUCAUUCUUCUUCAUUUAUUCAAUGAAAAAAAAUUAGCAACACAAAAUUCAUUAAAGGAAAAUAAAUUACAAACAUCAAUAUUUGAAAAUAAUGUUGAAAAUUCAAAUCCAAGCAAUAGUGAAAAUUUAUUGAAUGAAAAGAAAAUUGAAAAUUCAUCAAAUGAGAAAAAUAUGUUAGAAUUAAUUUUCAAUCAUGAUGAUUUGAAUUAUUAUGAAAUUGAUUCUUGUCAGGUUUGUCAUUUAUCACGUGAUUGUGUACCGUGUACACGUUGUAAAAUAAUUUCCUAUUGUAGUGAUAGUCAUCGACGUGAACAUUGGACGAAGCAUAAGGAUUUUUGUAAAGUUAUAUUGGGAAUGCUAAAAGAAAGCGGUGGUACGACACUUUAUGAUAAAUCAAAAACAAAUUAUAUGGAUGCAUGGAUUAAGAUAAAAGUGAAUUUUCUCGUUAAAGCACAAACAAAACUUGUCAGACAACUUUUCGAUUAUGAAAAGCAAGUGAUACUUUUUCCACGAACAUGUUUCAUUUGUCACGAGAGCGAUAGAAGUAUUUUGAAAACAUGCGAAUGUGGAACAAGUCUCUGUAAACAACAUAAAAAUAAUUCAACGCAUAAAAAAAUAUGUUCCGAUCUUCAAACAGCUGUAAAAUUUGAAAAAAUGCAAAAACUUUUACGUCAAUAUCCAAAACAAAAUUAUUAUUUGUCACGAUUGCCAGAAAAUGCCAUGGAAAAUAUAUUGAUUAAAAAUAAAAUUAAAAAAUUACCAACUGGAAUGACGGCAUUUAUUGAAUCAAAUUCUAUUAAAGAAAUUGGACUAUCAAUUUAUGGAGAAAAUGAUAAAUUUAAAAAAUGUUUAAUCACAGAAUAUUUUUCACGACCAUUAACAGCACUUUAUGCCAUUGAAAAACUUAAUAUGCCUGUGAAAAAAUCAUUAAUUAUUCAUAUUAUCGGUGCAAGUAAAAAUGAUCUUUUAUAUAAUUCUUAUUGGGAAAUUCUCUUACAUUGGCUAAUUGAUUUAAAGGAAAUAAAAAUUCAUUUUUUUGGACCGAAAUUUGAUGGAAAUUAUUGUAUAAAUAAUGAAUUAUGCAAUUCCUGUAAAGCAAUGGAUAAAAAAUCAUUUCAAAUUUAUUGUUAUUCUAUGAAUUAUCAUGAGUCUUUAAACAAUAAAUCAAUAGUAACGAAACCGGAUAUUAUUUUUGGUUUUAAUUUAAAUUUACACGAGAGCGAUUAUGGAAUUUACGAAUGUAAAUGGAAGGAGACGUUUUGUGUUUUAAAAAAUUAUAUCAAUAUUCCUUUUAUAAUGACAUCAGAAACUGAAAGACGAGGACAAAAAGAUCAUGAAAAAUUAUGUUCAUUUCUUGAAAAAUCAGUGAUUUAUGAUUUUUUCCAAGAAAAUCCCUUUGCUUCGUCAAUAAUGAUGCGUGAUUUUGAAACUGAACAAUUGAAAAAUCCAAAUAAAUUUCUUCUCAUCUAUAAACAAUUUUACAAAACGCCAAAUAAAUCUGCAAUAAGUUUAGAGACAAAAAAUGAAUCGUUUAAACAAGAAUCGGAAAUUUUAAAUAAAAAUUUGAUUACAAAAAAUGCAACACAAAUGCUUACAGUUGGCGAAUUGGAAAAAAUACACGAAAAACAAAUGGAAGAAGAGAAAGUAACAAUGGAAAAAUUCAACGAAUCAUUGAUGCAAACGGAAAUUAAUUCAGAACAUUUAAUUAAAAAAACAAAACAAAUAAACGAACAAAUUGAAAAUUUGCCAAAAAGUCAAAUAGAAAUAGAAAUGAAAAAAUCUCAAGAAACAAAUGAAAAACUAAAUAUUAAAUUAUCAGAAAAUAAAUUAAAAUCGCAAGUAAUUACAAAGAAAGAAGAAGAGGAAAAAGAUGAUUUGAAAAAUUUCAAAACCGACGCAUUUAUUGAAGAAAAAAAAAAUUUUUCUGAGAAUUCAUUAGAAAAAUUAAAUACAUCUACAACUAAAACGAUUUCAAUGGACAGUUUAAUGAAUACUAUUGAGGAAUUGAAUCAAAGUUCAUAUAUACAAAGAAAAGAAGAAGCCAAAAGACAAGUAGAGUUUCUAAGAGAAAGUUUUAUUUUUAUACAUGAAGAAACUUUAAAAAUGAAACAAGAAAAUUUACGUCUUCGUGAGGAAAAUAAAUUACUUAUCGAUAUACGCAGUGAAAUUGAGGAAACUCUUAAAAAAUUACUCGAGAAAAAAAAUUGUCAAACCUGUGAUAAUUGUCAGAAAUAAGUUGUAGAA
Molecule: messenger RNA, 4082 nt
Organism: Leptopilina boulardi
Lineage: Eukaryota; Metazoa; Arthropoda; Insecta; Hymenoptera; Figitidae
Exons: 3
Coding region: 240-4073 (1277 amino acids)
Cellular component (GO): extrinsic component of mitochondrial inner membrane
Source: RefSeq, a predicted model, not a curated record